This is a messenger RNA of Glycine soja, 3745 nucleotides long. Its product is annotated as probable UDP-N-acetylglucosamine--peptide N-acetylglucosaminyltransferase SPINDLY. Bases 229 to 3144 code for a protein of 971 amino acids. The record is from RefSeq and is a predicted model, not a curated record. NCBI's taxonomy places the organism in Eukaryota, Viridiplantae, Streptophyta, Magnoliopsida, Fabales, Fabaceae. Gene Ontology annotation, molecular function: protein binding. The transcript has 18 exons.
UGAUGAUUUAGUGCAUCCUUGGUGAGAGAAAAAGCAAGAAAGCUUGAACGUUAUAGCGAGGCAAAGGUGGGCCUUUGGGUUUGGCACACAUCCAACUUGUCUUGUUGGAGGCCGAGAGAGAGAGAGACAAUUGCUGCCAACUCCCAUUCAAUGCUCCCAUCUCUCACAACCGAUUACGCGCGCGUUGUUCUUCACGCUUUACUUUUAGUUUAGUUUUACUCUCUCUUUAUGCUCUGCUAUUCUUAUUCAUUCACUCUGCUCCCUCACUCCAACUUUCAAAACCCUAAUUUCUUCCUCGAAAUCUUCUCCUCCCUUCCCCGAUUUCAUUUCCACUGCUUUUUCCUUCGCUUGGUCGCUUCAAUUGCGAAUUCCGUCACAUUCUUUGUGCAGAUGGCAGGGGCGGAUAAUGGUGACGGCAACGGGAGUGAAAGGGAAUUAGCGGGAAAUAGCGAUAACGGUUCUGUGGAAGUUGCAGAGGCUUCUGUUAGUGAUAGUGGUUGUGAAGGGAACGACAGCGUUUCUUACGCGAACGUCUUGCGUUCGAGGAACAAGUUUGUUGAUGCUCUUGCUAUCUACGAGCGCGUGUUGGAGAGUGAUGGUGCAAAUGUAGAGGCGCUCAUUGGAAAAGGAAUAUGCCUUCAGAUGCAGAAUAAGGGAAGGCUUGCGUACGAGAGUUUUUCUGAGGCUAUCAAGGUGGAUCCUCAAAAUGCUUGUGCUCUAACGCAUUGCGGCAUUCUGCAUAAGGACGAGGGUCGCCUUGUGGAGGCUGCUGAGUCAUAUCAGAAGGCUUUACAAGUGGAUCCUUCAUACAAAGCAGCUGCUGAAUGCCUUGCCAUUGUUUUAACAGAUAUUGGUACCAACAUAAAGCUGGCAGGGAACACUCAGGAUGGAAUUCAAAAAUAUUUUGAGGCCCUCAAAGUAGAUCCGCACUAUGCUCCUGCAUACUAUAAUCUUGGUGUGGUCUAUUCUGAAAUGAUGCAAUAUGACACAGCCCUCAGUUUCUAUGAAAAGGCUGCAUCAGAGAGGCCAGUCUAUGCCGAGGCUUAUUGCAAUAUGGGUGUGAUUUUUAAAAAUCGCGGUGAUUUGGAAUCGGCUAUUACUUGUUAUGAGAGGUGUUUAACUGUUUCACCUAACUUUGAGAUUGCAAAGAAUAAUAUGGCUAUAGCAUUAACAGAUUUGGGAACAAAGGUUAAAUUGGAGGGGGACAUCAACCAAGGUGUGACUUUGUAUAAGAAAGCUUUGUAUUACAACUGGCAUUACGCUGAUGCUAUGUAUAAUCUUGGGGUUGCUUAUGGUGAGAUGCUUAAGUUUGAUAUGGCCAUUGUAUUCUAUGAACUUGCCUUUCACUUCAAUCCCCAUUGUGCGGAAGCUUGUAACAAUCUCGGAGUUAUAUAUAAAGAUCGUGAAAACCUUGAUAAAGCUGUAGAGUGCUACCAGCUUGCUUUGUCAAUCAAACCUAAUUUUUCACAGUCGUUAAAUAACCUCGGUGUUGUAUACACUGUCCAGGGUAAAGUGGAUGCUGCUGCAAGUAUGAUUGAGAAAGCUAUUAUUGCAAAUCCAACAUAUGCAGAGGCAUACAAUAACCUAGGAGUUCUUUAUAGGGAUGCUGGUGAUAUAGCUCGAGCAAUUAAUGCUUAUGAGCAAUGUCUUAAGAUUGAUCCUGAUUCUCGAAAUGCUGGCCAGAAUCGCUUGCUUGCAAUGAAUUACAUAGAGGAAGGACAUGAUGACACACUUUUUGAGGUUCACAGGGACUGGGGUAGGCGAUUCAUGAGACUAUAUUCACAGUACACAUCAUGGGACAACUCAAAAGAUCCUGAACGGCCCCUAGUGAUAGGCUAUGUAUCUCCUGAUUAUUUUACUCAUUCUGUGUCAUAUUUCAUAGAAGCGCCUCUUGUCUAUCAUGACUACUCCAAUUUCAAAGUGAUUGUUUAUUCAGCAGUUGUCAAGGCAGAUUCAAAAACCAUUAGAUUUAGAGAGAAAGUUGUAAAUAAGGGUGGUAUCUGGAAAGAUAUUUAUGGAAUUGAUGAAAAGAUGGUUGCCAACAUGGUUAGAGAAGAUCAAGUUGAUAUUUUGGUAGAACUUACUGGACAUACUGCAAACAAUAAAUUGGGAAUGAUGGCAUGCCGACCUGCACCAAUUCAGGUGACUUGGAUUGGUUAUCCCAAUACAACAGGAUUGCCUACAAUUGAUUAUAGAAUCACUGAUUCACUGGCAGACCCUCCUGAAACAAAGCAGAAGCAUGUUGAGGAGUUAGUUAGGUUGCCAGAAUGCUUCCUUUGUUACACCCCUUCCCUGGAGGCUGGUCCUGUUUGUCCAACUCCUGCUCUUUCCAAUGGUUUUGUCACAUUUGGUAGUUUCAACAAUCUUGCCAAGAUUACACCCAAGGUAUUGCAGGUUUGGGUGAGGAUACUGUGUGCAAUUCCGAAUUCCCGCCUUGUGGUAAAAUGUAAACCUUUUUGCAGUGACAGUGUGCGACAGAUAUUCCUUUCAACACUAGAGCAGUUAGGUUUAGAACCACUACGUGUUGAUCUUCUGCCCCUUAUUCUUCUUAACCAUGAUCAUAUGCAAGCCUAUUCUCUGAUGGACAUCAGUUUGGAUACAUUUCCAUAUGCUGGAACAACAACAACAUGUGAAUCUUUAUAUAUGGGAGUUCCAUGUGUCACUAUGGCUGGAUCAGUACAUGCGCACAAUGUUGGUGUUAGUCUUCUUAGCAAAGUUGGACUGGAGCAUUUGAUUGCCAGAAAUGAAGAUGAAUAUGUUGAAUUGGCUCAGCAGUUGGCCUCUGACAUUUCCGCACUACAAAAUUUGAGAAUGAGUCUGCGAAAUCUCAUGUCCAAGUCCCCUCUCUGUGAUGGUGCCAAAUUUAUCCUAGGUCUAGAGUCAACAUACAGAAAUAUGUGGCACAGGUAUUGUAGAGGAGAUGUUCCAUCUUUGAAACGCAUGGAAUUGUUGCAAGUUGCUACCGGUGACCUGUCAAAUAAGAAUUCUGAGCCAACAAGGAUUGCAAACUCAAGGGAGGACAGUCCUGGAUCUGUCAAGGCCAAUGGAUUUAAAACAAGGCCCGUGUCAAAGCUUAACAUACACAGUUGCGAAGAAAACGACGGGUCAUCAAAUCACAGUAGUAAACAAGGAAAGACGAGUUAAAGUUGGAUUCCAUCUGAGAAUCCUUUUGUAGCGAUUCAAGGAUGUUGAACUUCAUUACAAUAGUUGUACUAUUAGGUUGCAUGGUAUAUACUGUAGUUGCUGCUGGAAGAAGCUGGAAAGCAACCACAGCACCACACAAAGUUAACAUGAAUAGAGUAACAUUGGGGGCGGGGGGCUAUAGGCAGUUAAGUUAUAAAGCCCCCUACGGUGCAGUGGAUAUUCCAAGACCAAGAGGUGAAGCUACCUUGAGCUGCAGUCUGUUACAUUUUCUUUUGGUAGCCGUGGCCUGUUGCAUAUUUCCCCCCUCGAUUAUAAUGAUUGUGUAUAGCUUGUGCAAUUUGUUUGUUCUUACUCCUUUUCAACAUUGCAUUUUUAUCGGCUCAAUGUGCUAUGUCUCCACAUGAAGAGCAGAAAUGGAUAUAUAUAAGAUUGCCGGGUUAAAAUGUACCCAAAAACAAGUCUGCGGGGGUUGGUUAAAACAAAACCCUGAUAAAGUUCUAAUUUUACGAGGUGCAAUAUGUAUGAGAUUUUAAUCAAUGUAAGAUUAACUGAAAAUAGUACUAGUCAAACCAUUAAUAUGAAUAACGUUGUACUUAAUGUC